AUGGCACUCAUUAUGUUCAGUGAAUACGGCGCAACGCUGACUGGCCUGGCCGUCCUGAUUCUCGCGGCUGGCCUGGUUGGAAAUGCUGUCUACCGGUUGUACUUCCAUCCACUAAGCAAAUUUCCGGGCCCGAAGCUUGCGGCCAUCACAACUCUGUAUGAGGGCUACUAUGAUGUCGUUCACCAAGGACGGUACCUUUGGGAGAUGGAGAAAAUGCACAAGAAAUAUGGGCCCAUCGUGCGCAUUGGACCCAACGAGCUGCACGUCUUAGACUCUUCAUGGUACAACACUUUGUACAACAUGUCGAAUCGCUUCGACAAAUACCAGUAUUUCUACUCCAUGCUUGGCAUUCCCGAGGCGACCUUCCCCUGCAUUCACUCCGACGUGCACAAGCUGCGUCGAGCAUCCCUCGUGCCUUUCUUCUCGACAAAAGCCAUCUUGAGCUUCCACGACCAUCUUCAAAGCCUCUCUGACCGUCUCACAGAACGCAUGGAAGACUGCCAGAAGGCGAGAAAGCCUGUCUCGCUCUUCUAUGCCUACCGAUGCAUAUCAGCAGAUAUGAUCAGCGCGUUCAUCUUCGGUCGCUCACUGGGCCUCAUUGACCGUGAAGACUGGGGCAAGAGCUUUUACGCCUCCUGGCGGAGUCUCUGGGAGCUGAGUCCCCUGAUCAGACAGAUCCCCGUGUUGUUAAAGAUCAUCGGGGGCCUCCCGAGAUGGGUGACAGCCGUGACGAGCCCUCUAGCGCUUGAAGUCGUCGAUAUGCAAGCCCAGAUCGACAGAUGGACCAUGGAAGCGCUGUAUGUUGACUCGGAGAAGUGUGAUGCCAGCAAGGACGCAACUAUCCUGUCCGGACUCGUACACAGCGACGUGCUGCCGCCUGAAGAGAAGACCUUGCGUCGCUUGAGCAUCGAGGCCAACAGUCUUUUGGCGGCCGGCUUCGAGACCGCAGGCGCCACCCUCACGCACAUGACCUAUAUGAUCCUGGCCCACCCCAAGAUCAAGCACAAACUGGUCGAGGUGCUCAACGAAGCCAUCCCCGAUCCCACCCAGAUCCCCAAUUGGCAGACCCUCGAGAACAUUCCCUACCUCCGCGCUGUUGUUAAGGAGUCGGUCCGUUCAUCCAUAGGAGCCUACUCGCGCCUCCCCCGCGUGCUCUCCAGACCCCUCACCUACGCCCAAUACACCAUCCCUGCCGGCGCCGCCGUCGGCAUGUCCGCUCUCUUCAUCGAGCGCGACCCCACCAUCUUCCCCAACCCAGAAACCUUCCUCCCCGAGCGCUGGCUCGACCCCACCACCGGCGCGGCCACAAAGCUCGAAAAGUAUCUCGCGGCCUUCGGCAAGGGCAGCCGCGACUGCAUUGGUCGCGAGCUGGGGUAUGCAGAGCUGUACAGCAUCGUGGCCACGAUCUUCAGGAGGUUUGGUGCGGAGUUGGAGCUGUUUGAGACGGGGCGGGAGGAGGUCGAGGCCGUGCAUGAUUAUUUUGCGGGGAUGGUGCGGUGGGAUGGGAAGAGGUGGGAUGGGUUGAAGGUUCGGUUUAGGAGGCGAAGGCGCAACGAACGGCCGGAAAAGGGGGGAAGUGGAUGA
This is a messenger RNA of Cyphellophora europaea CBS 101466, 1584 nucleotides long. RefSeq lists its product as uncharacterized. Gene Ontology annotation, molecular function: monooxygenase activity; heme binding; oxidoreductase activity, acting on paired donors, with incorporation or reduction of molecular oxygen. The record is from RefSeq and is a predicted model, not a curated record. NCBI's taxonomy places the organism in Eukaryota, Fungi, Ascomycota, Eurotiomycetes, Chaetothyriales, Cyphellophoraceae. The coding region runs from base 1 to 1584 and encodes 527 amino acids. The transcript has 3 exons.